AGCGGAGGCAGGAUGGCGGCCGACACGCAGGUUUCUGAGACACUGAAGCGCUUUGCGGGGAAGGUGACAACAGCCAGCGUGAAGGAGCGGAGAGAAAUCCUUGGUGAACUGGGGAAGUGUGUUGCUGGAAAAGAUCUGCCAGAGGGAGCAGUGAAAGGGCUGUGCAAGCUGUUCUGCUUGACUCUGCAUCGGUACAGAGAUGCAGCCUCUCGUCGGGCCCUGCAGGCAGCCAUCCAGCAGUUGGCUGAGGCUCAGCCAGAGGCCACUGCUAAGAACCUCCUGCACUCCCUACAGUCUUCAGGCAUUGGCUGCAAAACAGGAGUUCCCAGUAAGAGCAGUGGCUCGGCCGCCUUGCUGGCCCUGACCUGGACCUGCCUUCUGGUGCGUAUCGUCUUUCCCUCGAAAGGCAAGCGCCAAGGAGACACCUGGAACAAACUGGUGGAGGUUCAGUGUCUGCUGCUGUUGGAGGUGCUGGGCGGCUCCCACAGGCACGCUGUGGAUGGUGCCUUGAAGAAACUAACGAAACUAUGGAAAGAGAACCCCGGGCUGGUGGAGCAGUACUUGUCCGCCAUUCUCAGCUUGGAACCCAACCAGAACUAUGCUGGCAUGCUGGGGCUGUUGGUGCAGUUCUGCACCAACCACAAGGAGAUGGAUGUGGUCAAUCGGCACAAGAGUGUUCUGCUGGAUUUCUAUAUGAAGAAUGUCCUGAUGAGCAAGGUGAAGCCGCAGAAGUACCUGCUGGAUAACUGCACCCCUCUGCUCCGGUACAUGUCCCACUCGGAAUUUAAGGAGCUGAUACUACCUACUAUACAGAAGUCCUUACUGAGGAGCCCGGAGAAUGCCAUCGAAACUAUCUCCAGUCUGCUGGCAUCAGUGACCCUUGAUCUCAGCCAGUAUGCCCUGGACAUUGUCAAAGGACUGGCUGGUCAGCUGAAAUCCAACAGCCCCCGCCUGAUGGAUGAAGCAGUGCUGGCGCUGCGGAACCUGGCCCGCCAGUGCAGUGACUCCUCAGCCAUGGAGGCCCUGACCAGGCAUCUGUUUGCAAUCCUUGGAGGCUCGGAAGGAAAACUGACCGUUGUAGCCCAGAAGAUGAGCGUCCUCUCAGGAAUUGGAAGCAUCAGUCAGCACGUGGUAUCUGGGCCUUCCAGUCAAGUGCUGAAUGGGACUGUGGCUGAGCUGUUUAUUCCGUUUCUCCAGCAAGAAGUUCACGAAGGCACCUUGGUACAUGCCGUGUCUGUCCUGGCUCUCUGGUGUAACCGGUUCACCACAGAAGUGCCCCGGAAGCUCACCGACUGGUUCAAGAAAGCUUUCAGCCUUAAGACGUCCACAUCCGCAGUGAGGCAUGCCUACCUGCAGUGCAUGUUGGCCUCCUUCCGAGGUGACACACUUCUGCAGGCGCUGGAAUUGCUGCCCUUGCUCAUCCAGACAGUGGAGAAGGCAGCUUCCCAAAGCACUCAGGUUCCCACGGUCACCGAGGGGGUUGCCGCAGCCCUUCUGCUCUCCAAGCUGUCAGUCGCUGAUGCACAAGCAGAGACCAGACUGAGCAGUCUCUGGCAGCUGAUUGUGGACGACAAGAAGCAGAUUUUCACGUCUGAGAAAUUCCUGCUCAUGGCUUCAGAGGAUGCUUUGUGCACCGUGUUGCAGCUCACAGAGAGACUUCUUCUUGACCACCCGCAUAGACUGACUGGCAACAGCGUCCAGCAGUACCACCGGGCCCUGGUGGCCGUGCUCCUGAGUCGGACCUGGCACGUCCGACGGCAAGCGCAGCAGACUGUCCGGAAGCUGCUCUCCUCCCUCGGGGGCUUCAAGCUGGCUCACGGACUCCUGGAGGAGGUGCAGGCUGUCCUGAGCUCUCACAAGGUGCUGCCGUUAGAUGCUCUAGUGACUGAAGCUGGGGAAGUGACUGAGACGGGCAAGGCGUACGUGUCCCCACGAGUCCUGCAGGAGGCUCUUUGUGUCAUCUCUGGAGUGCCAGGGCUCAAGGGCGAUGCCACCGACACCGAACAACUGGCGCGGGAGAUGCUGAUUAUCUCCCAUCACCCGUGCUUAGUGGCAGUGCAGUCGGGGCUGUGGCCAGCGCUUCUUACCAGGAUGAAGGUUGAUCCCGAAGCCUUCAUCACCAGGCACCUGGAUCAGAUCAUUCCCAGGAUCACCACACAGAAUCCACUAAAUCAGUCUUCCAUGAAUGCCAUGGGCUCCCUUUCCAUCCUGUCCCCGGAUCGCGUCCUGCCACACCUCAUCAGCACCAUCACUGCCUCCGUGCAGAAUCCAGCGUUUUGUCUGGUGACGCGGGAGGAGUUUGCCAUCAUGCAGACCCCUGCCGGGGAGCUGUACGACAAAUCCAUCAUCCAGAGUGCGCAGCAGGACAGUAUCAAAAAGGCCAAUAUGAAGCGAGAGAACAAAGCUUAUUCCUUCAAGGAGCAGAUCAUUGAACUGGAGCUGAAGGAGGAGAUAAAGAAGAAGAAAGGCAUCAAAGAAGAGGUGCAGCUGACAAGCAAGCAGAAGGAGAUGCUGCAGGCCCAGCUGGAUAAGGAGGCGCAGAUACGCAGGCGGCUGCAGGAGCUGGACGGGGAGCUGGAGACGGCUCUUGGAUUGUUGGACUCCAUCCUGGCCAAGAACCCCUCAGCCCUGACCCAGUACAUUCCGGUUUUGGUGGACUCUUUCUUACCCUUGCUGAAAUCUCCGCUGGCUGCCCCCAGGAUCAAGAGCCCUUUCCUGGCCUUGGCUGCCUGUGUGAUGCCCCCGAGACUCAAGGCUUUGGGCACUUUGGUGAGCCAUGUGACGCUGCGCCUGCUAAAGCCAGAGUGUGCUCUUGAUAAGUCCUGGUGCCAGGAAGACCUGUCAGUGGCUGUGAAGAGGGCCGUGACACUGCUGCAUACCCACACCAUCCCCAGCAGGAUGGGCAAGGGCGAGCCAGAUGCUGCGCCCUUAUCCGCACCAGCCUUCUCCUUAGUCUUCCCAUUGCUGAAGAUGGUGCUGACCGAGAUGCCCCACCACAGUGAGGAGGACGAGGAGCGAAUGGCCCAGAUUCUUCAGAUCCUCACCGUGCACUCCCAGCUGAGGGCCUCCCCUGGCACCCCGCCUGGCCGUGUGGAUGAGAAUGGCCCGGAAUUGCUGCCUCGAGUGGCCAUGCUGCGUCUCCUGACGUGGGUGAUUGGGACAGGCUCCCCCCGCCUUCAGGUCUUGGCAGCAGACACCCUUACCACCCUGUGUGCCAGCAGCAGCGGUGAGGAGGGCUGUGCCUUUGCGGAGCAGGAGGAGGUGGACGUGCUGCUCAGUGCCUUGCAGUCCCCGUGUGCCAGCGUGCGGGAGACUUCACUCCGGGGGCUGAUGGAACUGCACAUGGUGUUGCCAGCACCUGAUACUGAUGAGAAAAAUGGCUUGAACCUUCUGCGGAGGCUCUGGGUGGUCAGGUUUGACAAGGAGGAGGACAUCAGGAAGCUGGCUGAGAGGUUGUGGUCGACCAUGAGCCUCAAUCUGCAGCCAGACCUCUGCUCCUUGCUGAUUGACGAUGUGAUCUAUCACGAGGCAGCCGUGAGGCAGGCUGGAGCUGAUGCCCUCUCUCAGGCCGUGGCAUGUUACCAGCAUAAGGCGGCAGAGGUGAUGGGCAGGCUCAUGGAGAUCUACCAGGAGAAGCUCUAUCGGCCACCCCCAGUGCUGGACGCUUUGGGACGAGUUAUUUCCGAAUCUCCUCCAGAUCAGUGGGAAGCCAGGUGUGGCUUGGCCUUGGCCCUGAAUAAACUCUCCCAGUAUUUGGACAGUUCUCAGGUGAAGCCACUCUUUCAGUUUUUUGUCCCUGAUGCUCUCAAUGACCGAAACCCAGAUGUCCGAAAGUGCAUGUUAGAUGCAGCCCUUGCAACACUGAACACCCAUGGAAAGGAGAAUGUCAACUCGCUGCUGCCAGUGUUUGAGGAAUUCCUGAAGAAUGCGCCCAAUGAUGCCAGCUAUGAUGCCGUGCGGCAGAGUGUGGUGGUUCUGAUGGGCUCUCUGGCGAAGCACCUGGACAAGAGCGACCCCAAAGUGAAGCCCAUUGUUGCCAAGCUUAUUGCUGCCCUCUCCACGCCCUCCCAGCAGGUGCAGGAGUCCGUGGCGAGCUGCCUGCCGCCCCUUGUGCCAGCCAUCAAGGAAGAAGCCGGGGGGAUGAUCCAAAGGCUCAUGCAACAGCUAUUAGAGUCAGACAAGUAUGCAGAGCGCAAAGGAGCCGCCUACGGUCUGGCAGGCCUGGUGAAGGGCCUAGGCAUCCUGUCACUGAAGCAGCAGGAAAUGAUGGCAGCGCUGACCGAUGCCAUCCAGGACAAGAAGAACUUCCGCAGACGAGAGGGUGCCCUGUUUGCCUUUGAGAUGCUCUGCACCAUGCUGGGCAAGCUUUUCGAGCCCUACGUGGUUCAUGUGCUGCCCCACCUGUUGCUUUGCUUCGGGGAUGGAAACCAGUACGUGCGUGAGGCUGCAGAUGAUUGUGCCAAAGCUGUAAUGAGCAACCUGAGUGCUCACGGGGUGAAGCUGGUGCUCCCCUCCCUGCUGGCGGCCCUGGAGGAGGAGUCCUGGAGAACCAAAGCCGGGUCAGUGGAGCUGCUUGGGGCCAUGGCAUACUGUGCUCCCAAGCAGCUGUCGUCCUGCCUACCCAACAUUGUGCCCAAGCUCACAGAGGUGCUGACCGACUCCCACGUCAAAGUUCAGAAAGCAGGACAGCAGGCCCUCCGGCAGAUUGGCUCUGUCAUCAGGAACCCGGAGAUUCUGGCUAUUGCCCCAGUGCUGCUGGACGCCCUGACGGACCCUUCAAGAAAGACCCAGAAGUGCCUGCAGACCCUGCUGGACACCAAGUUUGUCCAUUUCAUUGAUGCCCCAUCCCUGGCGCUCAUCAUGCCCAUUGUGCAGCGAGCCUUCCAGGACCGUUCUACAGACACACGGAAGAUGGCAGCGCAGAUUAUUGGCAACAUGUACUCCCUGACAGAUCAGAAGGACUUGGCUCCUUACCUGCCCAGUGUAACACCUGGCCUGAAAGCCUCUCUUCUGGACCCCGUGCCUGAGGUGCGUACUGUGUCUGCCAAGGCUCUGGGGGCCAUGGUGAAGGGCAUGGGGGAGUCCUGUUUUGAGGACUUGCUGCCAUGGCUGAUGGAGACGCUGACCUAUGAACAGAGUUCUGUGGAUCGUUCUGGUGCUGCACAAGGGUUGGCUGAGGUCAUGGCUGGCUUGGGAGUAGAGAAGUUGGAGAAGUUGAUGCCAGAAAUUGUGGCUACAGCCAGUAAAGUGGACAUUGCACCUCAUGUUCGAGAUGGCUACAUCAUGAUGUUCAACUACCUGCCCAUCACCUUUGGGGACAAGUUCACUCCCUAUGUGGGGCCCAUCAUCCCCUGUAUCCUCAAAGCUCUGGCAGAUGAGAAUGAGUUUGUGCGUGACACCGCCCUGCGUGCAGGCCAGCGGGUCAUCUCCAUGUACGCCGAGACGGCUAUCGCGUUGCUGCUGCCCCAGCUGGAGCAAGGCCUCUUUGACGACCUCUGGAGAAUUCGGUUCAGUUCCGUUCAGCUCCUUGGGGAUCUCCUGUUCCACAUCUCGGGGGUCACUGGGAAGAUGACAACAGAAACUGCCUCUGAGGAUGAUAACUUCGGGACCGCGCAAUCCAACAAGGCUAUCAUCACUGCCCUGGGAGUGGAUCGCCGGAACCGGGUGCUAGCAGGACUGUACAUGGGCCGCUCCGACACCCAGCUGGUGGUGCGGCAGGCAUCCCUGCACGUCUGGAAGAUUGUCGUCUCCAAUACCCCCCGCACUUUGCGAGAGAUCCUGCCUACCCUCUUUGGGCUCCUUCUGGGUUUCCUGGCCAGCACUUGUGCAGAUAAAAGAACGAUUGCAGCGAGGACGCUGGGUGAUCUCGUGCGGAAGUUAGGGGAGAAGAUCCUCCCCGAGAUCAUCCCCAUCCUCGAGGAGGGCCUGAGGUCCCCGAAGAGUGACGAGAGGCAGGGCGUGUGCAUCGGCCUGAGCGAGAUCAUGAAGUCCACCAGCCGCGACGCUGUGCUGUAUUUCUCAGAGUCCCUUGUGCCCACGGCCAGGAAGGCUUUGUGUGACCCGCUGGAGGAGGUCCGUGAGGCGGCUGCCAAGACCUUCGAGCAGCUGCACUCCACCAUUGGCCACCAGGCUCUGGAGGACAUCCUCCCGUUUUUACUGAAGCAGCUGGACGACGACAAGGUGUCGGAAUUUGCCCUGGACGGUCUGAAGCAAGUUAUGGCCAUUAAGAGCCGCGUGGUGCUGCCCUACCUCGUGCCCAAGCUGACAACUCCACCUGUCAACACGCGGGUGUUGGCUUUCCUUUCAUCCGUGGCAGGCGACGCUCUGACCCGCCAUCUUGGAGUGAUCCUCCCGGCAGUUAUGUUGGCCCUGAAGGAGAAGCUUGGGACUCCCGAUGAGCAACAGGAGAUGGCCAAUUGUCAGGCUGUGAUCCUCUCGGUGGACGACGACACUGGGCACCGCAUCAUCAUCGAGGAUCUGCUGGAAGCCACUCGUAGCCCUGAAGUGGGCAUGAGGCAGGCUGCUGCCAUCAUCCUCAACAUGUACUGUUCCCGCUCCAAGGCUGACUACACCAGCCACCUGCGGAGCCUGGUCUCAGGCCUGAUCCGCCUCUUCAAUGAUUCCAGCCCCGUAGUUCUCGAGGAGAGCUGGGAUGCCCUGAAUGCCAUCACAAAGAAGCUAGACGCUGGCAACCAGCUGGCACUGAUCGAAGAGCUGCACAAAGAAAUCCGCUUCGUAGGGAAUGAGAGCAAAGGGGAGCACGUGCCAGGAUUCUGCCUUCCCAAGAAGGGAGUAACCUCCAUCCUACCAGUGUUGCGGGAAGGAGUACUGACCGGCAGCCCUGAGCAGAAGGAGGAAGCUGCCAAAGCCCUGGGCCUGGUGAUCCGCCUUACCUCAGCCGAUGCCCUGCGGCCCUCCGUGGUCAGCAUCACUGGUCCUCUCAUCCGCAUCCUGGGCGACCGCUUCAGCUGGAACGUGAAGGCAGCCUUGCUGGAGACCCUCAGCCUCCUGUUGGGCAAGGUGGGCAUUGCCCUGAAGCCUUUCCUGCCCCAGCUGCAGACCACGUUCACCAAGGCUCUGCAGGACACCAACCGAGGGGUGCGCCUCAAGGCCGCUGAUGCACUGGGGAAGCUCAUUUCCAUCCAUGUCAAGGUGGAUCCCCUCUUCACAGAGCUGCUCAAUGGGAUCCGUGUCAUGGAAGACCCAGGCAUCAGGGACACCAUGCUGCAGGCCCUGAGAUUUGUCAUUCAGGGAGCAGGCGGCAAAGUGGAUGCUGCCAUCCGGAAAAGCAUCGUCUCACUCCUGCUGAGCAUGCUGGGACAUGAUGAGGACAACACUCGGAUCUCCUCAGCCGGGUGCCUUGGCGAGCUGUGUGCCUUUUUGACAGAAGAGGAACUUAGCAAUGUUCUUCAGCAGUGCUUGCUGGCGGAUGUGUCUGGCAUUGACUGGAUGGUUCGGCAUGGCCGGAGCCUGGCACUCUCCGUGGCUGUGAACGUGGCUCCCGGCAGACUCUGUGCAGGCAGAUACGGCAAUGAAGUGCAGGAGAUGAUCCUCAGCAGUGCCAUGGCGGACAGGAUCCCCAUUGCAGUGAGCGGGGUCCGGGGCAUGGGCUUCCUGAUGAGGUACCACGUUGAGACUGGAGGAGGACAGUUGCCGGCCAGACUCUCCAGUCUGUUCAUUAAGUGUCUGCAGAACCCAUCCAGUGACAUCAGGCUGGUGGCUGAGAAGAUGAUCUGGUGGGCAAACAGGGACCCACUGCCUGCCCUGGACCCCCAGACCAUCAAGCCCAUCCUAAAGGCCCUUCUUGACAACACCAAGGACAAGAACACGGUCGUGAGGGCCUACAGCGACCAGGCGAUUGUCAAUCUCCUCAAGAUGCGGCAAGGCGAAGAGGUCUUUCAGGCCGUCUCCAAGAUCCUGGAUGUGGCCAGUUUGGAAGUUCUGAGUGAAUGUAAUCGGAGGUCCCUGAAGAAGCUGGCCAGCCAGGCCGACCCCACGGAGCAAGUGGAUGACACCAUUCUGACAUGAUAAGCCUGGGCUGCGCCGCAGUGCUUCAGCUCCGCAUCCUUGUUCAAUGUUUUCAUUUUUGAAAAUAACGCUUGUUCCGAUGGGGAGCUUGGGGCUGGUGUUCCCAGGAAGUGUCUAUCAGCAGACCACAGCCAAAGCCUUAAAUCAAACCCACACACAACUGCAAAUUGCCUCCUCCAUCUUGCCCCUUUCUCUGAGAAGAAGGAGAAGCGCGUGCUGACGCCUCAGGUGACAUCCCGGGGCUGACCACCAGUCCCGCACUGAGGAGUCUGGAACCUCGGGGGGACCUCGGAGUGCCUCUUCUCCUGUCUCUGAGCCCUGGUCAAGGGCCAGCGCUACCCACCUUCCACUAGAUCCUCCAGUGGGGCACCGAACUGCAGAGGACUGCCCAGUGUGGCGUGUUUUGGCUUGCUGUUUCAAUCCUGGGCAGCUUGACCGGGGCUGACCCCAUCCGUGGAAACAGUGCUCACACAUUUCCGGCAGCUCAUGAGUCUGGGGAGGGAUCGGAGCUUACCUGCUGGCCGCUUGAAGGAGGAGUGUUUAAUAAAGGCUUUGAUUUAAUCUUGACACAAGCAGAAAGCAUACAUACGUAUAUUUUUUAAGUCUUCAGUUACUUAACAUGGAGCUUCCUGCAUCAGGAGUAAGGAUGCAACUGUUCCUGUGAGUGUUGGCAGCAUUCUGACCUCUGGGCAUCCCCCCUGCUUUUGGCAGCCUUAUCAGACGCUGCAGAUGGCUGUCCUGGGGCUGGGUCAGGAGUGGCAUGCAGCCAGGCCCGUGUUCUUACCCGGGUGGAGGAGCGUUUCCUGGCCCCUGUCCUGACUUGGAACGGUAGGGAGCGUCUAGAAGUCAAGUAGGAAACAGAAACGCUCUCCUGCAUGGAGUAAGAACGAGCCCGUUCCUGUAGCCGAAGGACUUGGAAGAGGAAACCCGAAUCGCAGUCCAGCAUCGGCUUGCUUUAUGAAUGACUUCCUUCCUCCUGAUUCUUAGAAGGCUCGUGACACAUGCGUCCUGUCUGAUCUGGAGCACCAACCCCCACCCCCAAACCAGGCCUGGUGACGCAAGUUUUUCUGAGCUGUCUCCCCCAGCCACAAUAGGGAACAAAACCUCUAUCCGGAUGACUGGCCGGAGCUGUGAAAGGAGGAGAGGAUUAAAAAAAAGGGCAAUAGCAAACUCAUUGUAGAGAAGGUAUGAAGCGCCGUACCAAAAAAAGCAGAGCCUUGCUUGUUAAUAAUGCAGCAGAGGGAGAAAGGAAGCUUGUGACUUAGCACUUGGCCACGAGUCAGACAAGGUGACUUCUAAGACACUGGGAUGAAAUCUGUGAUUCCUGUGUCACAGGACUUCCUCUCCUCGCAGCCGGCCUGGUCUCGGCAGGCUCUGGGUAACUGUAGAAUCCCAGGACCUUGAAGGGUCAGCUGAGCAGAUCCCCACAGCCCACAGUCAGUGCUGCAGCUUUUGGUAGCCAUGGUAACUGUUCUCUGCUUCUGGGACUUAGCUGGUCACCAGUGUGCCGCUCCCAGCUGCUCAGGGCCUGUGUCCAGCAAGCUGUGUGCUGCAUCUGUGUCGACCUCUAUGGUAAGCCAUGGUUGAGGUACAGGAAGGCUUCCUGUUGGGAGGGGGGCGUGGGCUGAGCACCUGCCGAGCUCCUGGGUUUUUUUUCUUCCUGGGGUUUUCUGCAGUAUUUUCCUCCAGGGGUAGCUUAGAUUGCCCACCUUUGGCUUUCAGAGCCUCCGUGUACAGUUGGGCAGAGCUGCCCUUGGAGGUAGAAGAAACUGAACAAAAUCCAAAGGAAAAACACCAGCCUCUGGUCCCAGAAGCUGGAGGAGGCUGAGAUCUCCGUGUUCAGAAUCGAAGGGUGGAGGUUGAUUCACAGACGGAGAUGACUCAAAGGCUUCCAGAGCGGGCUAGAGUGCACUCCAAGACUGAAAGAAGGGUGUGAGUUCCCAGGAGGGAGCUGCGAAGGGCUGGCACAGUCAAGACCACAGCGCCACAGCAGUCCUGCAAAUGGCAGCCCAGCCUCGAUACCCUGGAGGAGAUGCAGCCUGGCACAGAGCAGUGAAAGCCGUGUGUCCUACUGGCGGAUGGAGCUCGUCAGUUCAGCUCUGGGGCAUCUCAUCCUCCUUGGAAUGAGGACAUUGGACCAGCCCUCAGCAUCCAGUGUGGGCCGUGUAUUCCUCUAGUAUCAGUGGGAAUUACAGCAGAUGACACCUGACUGCAUCUCACAUAGUCCUCACCAUGAUGCUGGGAAGUGUGGGUCUUACCGUUUUCCAGAGAGGAAAUGCACAGAGGUCACUCCCCCCGCAGUCUCACUUCUGUGCUAGCUGUUGAGGCAUCAUCAUUUCAUGUUCUUAGAGCUGUCCCUCCAGACCUUUCCUGACAAUCACAGGAAAUGAAAAUCCACAUACAACAUGAGAUAAGGAGAUAAGCAGCCUGGGGUUCCACCCCCCCCAAAACUCCCACUUAAAGCCCUUCCUAGUGGCUUGGCUGACUGAGGGGACAGGAUAAGACUGGGAGAGCCUUCAGAGAAGAUGGCUGGAUAGUCCUUGAAGACUCUGUAAUUCUUUGGAGGAGACAUGCCAUGGCUCUGUCUGUGGGUGGAAGACUGCCCUGAGCUACUCCAGAGGAAAUGGUCGCCACAGUAUUCCAAAUCCUGUGCUGAAUGGAAUGUGGAAACACUGACACCCAGGUGGAUUUUUCAAUGUGGGAUGGUGUAAUGAACCAAAGCUACAGGUAAAUUCCCUCGUGCAGACUUGAGGUGCUGCAGGCCUUCAGAGGGGCCAGCCGCUGCAGGCUUGAUCUCUUUGGAUAAAGCGAUUUGGAAACAUUGUUUCACUGGGUGGAAUUUGAAACAAGAUUGGCAGUUAGAGCUGCUGUGGGUUUCUUGAGGAAUGAGUUUAUUUGGAUGUAGAUAAAAUUUUUUCAAAUCUUUCCAUCUGAGAGUAAUAAGGAUGGAAGAGGACGCCAGUCCUUUGGUGGAGUGUGGUGUGGUGUGGUGGACCCUCAUGGAAGCUUAGAUUGAACCUUAACCUGUCACUGUCAUGCCCGUGUGACCUGAGCCUACUCCUCCCUGUGUGUGUAGAGACCAUGCAUUCUCCCAGGGUGGUCAUGUCCAUCGAAUGUGCCUGCUGUGUGGCCUCAGCACCCAGGGGCCCUCAGGUGGAUGGUGGAAAACAAAGGGCGCCAGGGAAAGGAGGCGCCCGUUACUGCCUGAUGCCUAUGCAGUGCAGAGCCCAUAGCUGUACACACUGCUGGACCAGACUUGGCAGCAUUAGCCUCUUGAGCCCAUCAUUCUAAACUACUAACAGAAAAGCUCUGUCUGAAGGAACUGUCUGCUAGGAUGCUGAGGACUGCAUCCCACAGUUCAGCUUGUGCAGUGAUUAGCAGCAGGCAGAAGGGCGCCUCUGAGGAGCAAAGCUGAGGCACAGAGGAGCAUUUCCAAGGCCAUGGAGCCAGUUGGCAGAACUGAAAAGGAACCCUUUAUUUCUUGAUUUUUCUGGUCACCCAGGCUUAGGGGCCAUUCUAUAUAUAUACAAAAAUUAAUUAGGAAAGUGGACCUGACAGAGGCAACUAGGCAGGUAGUGGGUACAUGGUGCUGUGGAGCAACUGGGUUUCCAGUUCCUUCCAUGGGUGGUUCUGUUUGAACUGUGCCU
Molecule: messenger RNA, 11675 nt
Organism: Ochotona curzoniae (black-lipped pika)
Lineage: Eukaryota; Metazoa; Chordata; Mammalia; Lagomorpha; Ochotonidae
Gene: GCN1
Product: GCN1 activator of EIF2AK4
Exons: 58
Coding region: 13-8028 (2671 amino acids)
Biological process (GO): regulation of translation; cellular response to amino acid starvation
Cellular component (GO): cytosol
Molecular function (GO): protein kinase regulator activity
Source: RefSeq, a predicted model, not a curated record